Molecule: messenger RNA, 6472 nt
Organism: Ictalurus punctatus (channel catfish)
Lineage: Eukaryota; Metazoa; Chordata; Actinopteri; Siluriformes; Ictaluridae
Product: protein phosphatase Slingshot homolog 3
Exons: 16
Coding region: 602-2467 (621 amino acids)
Biological process (GO): protein dephosphorylation; negative regulation of actin filament polymerization; actin cytoskeleton organization
Cellular component (GO): cytoplasm
Molecular function (GO): protein tyrosine/serine/threonine phosphatase activity; actin binding
Source: RefSeq, a predicted model, not a curated record
CGUGGCGUGUUUCUGUCGUUUGUGUUUUGAGGAACUGGGAUUGGUGAUAUCUGCAGCUCAGACGAGUAGAUGUGUCGGGAAUAGAAAUGCACACGCAAAUCACACGCAAACUCAUGAAGCUGCUUUAUAUGAACUGUGUAUAAUGUCACUGUAGCCUGUAGAUGCGUGCGCGCGCGCGCGCGGCUCUGCUACAUUCCUGCACUGGUGAUUAUGCGUGAUUAUGAUUUGCUGCGGUUAUUUGUUUGCAUCGCAUGGUAAUGAAUCUGUGAUGAAGUCUAAAGCCUCUGUUAUAGCUCCAGUGUGUCAGUAAUGUUUGGUAUGUGGGUUCAGUCACCUGUUCAGGUGUAAACACCAGGAGGAGGAGGUGAGGGGCUUACCUGUUAGGAUGGGUUUAACUCUAUUGGUGUAUGAUAUGGGUUUACCAUAUAUGGAUCAUAUCCAGAGUCCAGGACAGUUUGGAGAUUACUAACAAGGAACUAGGAUUAGGAGAUGUGGAGAUUGGAUAAGGAUAUUUGGACGUCACAGUGUGGGUUUCUGAGCGUGAGACGGAUCUUCAGGAGAUUAAACACCUCCGUACGAGUCACGUCUCACCUGAGCUGGGAUGGCGUUACUGACCCUGCACAGAUCACCGUCUGUCUCCACAGCGCCGGAUGAAACCAUUGCAAGAAGAGGAAGACUUCAGAAGAGGGAGAGCUUUGCCUUCGUCAGAGGUGCGGUGCUUUUAUUAGACGACGGCGUGAGGGAGGGGCCACACGAAGAAGCCACACCCUCUCAGUUUCCAAAUGCUCCGCUUGUGGGCGGAGCUUCUGAUACAAAGCACAAGCAUUUACGCGCUAUGAUUUCACUACUGAGACCUGAAGACACCGUCAAGCUGGCCGUUCGUUUGGAGUCGGUGAGUCCUAUCAGAGUGAGAUACUUACUCAUCAUUACAACCGCCAGCCGCAAACAGGAGAGUCUUCUGCUCGGCAUGGACUUCCCAAAUGCAAACAGCGGUGAUUGCACUAUUGGCCUGGUUUUGCCCAUAUGGAGUGACACGCAGGUGUAUCUGGACGGAGAUGGUGGCUUCAGUGUGACGUCUGCAGAGUGCACGAGGAUAUUUAAGCCCGUGUCUAUUCAGACGAUGUGGUCCGUGCUCCAGGCUCUACACGGCUGUUGCGAGCGGGCGGUGCAGGGUGCCGUGAUCCCAGGCUGUGGAUUGGACUGGGCUCAGCACUACAAACAGCACGUGGAGUCGGACCAGCAGUGUGUGAACGAGUGGAGGGCCAUGACGGGCCUCGAGUCGGUGCGCAAGAACAACAAAGGCCACAGCACGGAGAGAGAGGGAGUAGAGAGAGAGAUUAAAGUCCAGCUCAGAGACAUCAUGAGGACCGUGGACCUGGAGAACAUCACCUCCAAACAGGUUCGAUCUUCUCUGGAGGCCAGGAUUGGUUUGGACAUGAAGAACUAUAAGGAGUACAUAGACAAUGAGAUGAUGGUCACCAUGGCUCAGAUGGACAAACCAUCCAAAAUCUUAGAUUAUCUUUACCUGGGUUCUGAGUGGAACGCGGCCAACUUUGAGGAACUUCAGAAAAACAAUGUGGGUUACAUCCUGAAUGUCACCAUGGAGAUCGAUAACUUUUUCCCAGAAUCCUUCACCUACAUGAAUAUCCGAGUGUACGACGUGGAGGCGACGGAUCUUCUCUCGCACUGGAACAACACGUACAUGUUCAUUAACGAAGCCAGGAAGAGUGGGCAGUCCGUAUUGGUGCACUGUAAGAUGGGCGUGUCUCGCUCCGCUUCCACGGUCAUCGCCUUUCUGAUGAAGCAGCAAGGCUGGACGUUAGAGGAGGCUCUUAACCACGUGAGAGAGCGCAGACCCAUCGUUCAGCCCAACGACGGCUUCUUCAGACAGCUACACACCUACAGCGGCAUCCUCAAUGCCAGUAAACAGCGACACAGCGCCCUCUGGAAGCGGAAGUCCAGAUCAGACACGCUGAAUAAACCGGCUCAGAAGCAGGAACAGAAGCCAGGGACGGACGGAGAGCUGGGAGACGAUGAGCAUGAAGAAGGAGAGGACGACGAGCAGAGUCCAGAGGAGGAAGAGAGCUCCGAUGAGGAUGAGGAGAGAGAUGUGUUUAGUGACUCCAUGUCUGAUGCAGCAGCAGCAUCAACAAACCCUGUUAUUACUGUCCAGGACAGUGACAAGGUAACCCCGAGUCCCAGCAGAAGUGGAAGAAUGGAUCUGUUUUCUCUCAUGCAGUCCAUCCAGCUGGACGACGAGGAGCGACUGAGCGAUCUAGAAAACGCGGCGGCUCAGAGGAAAUCUCCGGCCCAGAGGAGACGCAGCAGUCACAAACGACGGGCUCUGACUCACCAGAAAGCUCACGUGGACGCUUCUCCCGACCCAAGCAGCCGAUCACAGAGCAGUAAACAGGAAAAUCCAGGGCUGGACACCUCAAGUAACAACGAGCAGAGGACAAAAGACUAAAAUGGAGAAGAGGAAGAACACUCCUCGAGAGCAGAGUGGUCCUGAUGGAGAUCAUUUUAAUGAGUCGUUUGAUAGUAAUGGUGAGGGGGGUUUGUUUGUUUUGUUUGGGGGUUUUUUUUUCCCCCCGUUUGGGCGUUGGUUGGGCUCUCACACACGUGCACACACACACUUCUAGUACACUUCUUCACUCAUUUCAAUUAACUUCAGUGCAGCCUCAUAAGUCGAAUAAGACAGGAACACACACACACACACACACACACACACACACUGACACUGCAGUAUUUUGAGUGUUUCUUGAUUUAAUGUGAGAUAUGAUGCAGUGUCAACUUUCCCACAUCACUCUGUGCCUUUGUUUUUUGUCCUUCACGCACACUCAGCCUGAGCCGUAUGUUCACAAACACCUCCCUGAUUUAACACAGUAUUAGAGAACAGGAAAAGGGGCAUACAUGUGAGCAUUUCCCAGAGAUGACAAACAUCCCUGCAUUAUUAUUAUUAUUAUUAGUAGUAGUAGUAGUAGUAGUAGUAUUUUGAGUAUCUGUUGCACCAGGUGAAAAUAGCAUUAACUACAAUACAGUGUAUCUGUUUGCACUACAAAAAAAAAAGACUUUAAAAAUGUAUGAACUCCUAUUUAGCUCUUAUUUAAGCUAGCCAGCUAUCUAAACACAAAACUCUGCUCCUACUACCUAAUGCAGCUCUACCCAUGCAAACGUGCUAACAAGCUAGCUAAUGUUAGUCUUUGUGUUGUAUCAUUUAAUUAAGUAUUUACGACCGAGCUAUGCAACAUUUGACUAGGUAUGAAAUUGUAUAAAAUAAGAGCAGCCAAAGCGUCUAGCAAACCAGAUAAUAUAAGCCUAACUGUUCUGUAAAUAAAGCAAUUAGCCCGACUUGCUAGUGAGUGAGCUACUGUUAAGACUACUGUACUGUAUUGUGUGAACCGGUAGCAACAAUGCAAGGAAUUUAGGCUAACUAGCUAAGCUUAGGCUAAAAAUAAAGUAUAUUUAGUAAACAUGAAGCUAAGCUGGCUAACAUUAGCCUAACAAUUGUUACGCCAGUAAAUACUGUGUACAACAGUAGCCAAAUUCGCUAGCUAACAUUAGGCUAACAAUAACUAAGCCAAGUUCACUAGCAAGCUAGCUAACAUUAAGCUAACUCGGAUUGUGUAAACUGAUAGCCCGAUGCUUGCUAGCGAAUUUGGCUAACAGUUAGACAAGACUGCUAACAAGCAGGAUAGCAUUAGGAUAGUGAUUAUAUUGUGUAAACCAAUAGCUAAAUUCGCUAGCAAGCUAGAGAAGCUUAAGCUAAUUCUGAUAUUGUGUGAAUAGCUAAGGUUGCUAGCAUGUGCUAUUGUGUGAUAAAGAGAGAAAAUUAGUAGUGACUGAGUGCAAAUAGUAAACUUUUCUAUUUUCACCUGGAUGCAAAAUGUGAUUAUUAUUAUUAUUAUUAUUAUUAUUAUUAUUAUUAUUAUUAGGUAGACUUUUAAUGACCAAGUUCCAUUAGAGAUAUUUUAUUCCCUCUAUUCUAUGCAAUAUUUGUAAUUAAUUUUUUUUCUUAGGUUCUCUCUCUCUCUCUCUCUCUCUCUCUCUCUCUCUCAGCUUGAAGCAGCCACUUUUUUGGAUUCUGUGAUCUCGGACUGCCAGUCAAAAGUUUUUUUCCGCACCCUGUAUUAACCCGUUUAAACGUCCCGGCUCAUUAUAAACACUCUAAAACGUUAAGUCUUAUUGUUUACUAAAGUUUAAACGGAGAAUUAUUUUCAGUGGUCCGUACUGCUUUCACAUGUGCAGUGUUUAGUGUGUUCGAGCAGAACCCUGGUGUGUUCUCCGCCUCGGUGUCGGUGCGGUUCUUUAGUCGGGUGUGAACGCUGGGGUCCGAGAGAGUCCGAGCGAGGCGUGAGAGAGGGAUUCGACUCUAAAUCGACUCACAUGCAGAAUGUCGUGUGUUCUCGGACGCAGCGUUUUGUUUCUAUUGUUGUUCAUUUCUGCGAGCCGCUAAACUGAGCCAAUGCACAGAGCUGUAGCGCUGCAGAAAUGCCACGUGUUCCGGACAUUCGGAUGAACAAAAAUAGAAAAUAAACACUGGACGUGAUGCAGGAAAUGUUUUAAACCAGUUAUUUAUUUAAGAAUGGGAUUCUGCGUGCUCGGUGGAAUUAUUUAUUUAUUUCUUUUGCGAUUUCUGCACGCACUUGGUAAACGCUUCGUUCUCUUUUUGGCCUCUCGUUUAAUUCUAUACAGUUUGAAACCAAACCGAAAAUCAAUCGAACGUCAAGAUCUGAGAAAAGCCUUUUAAUCAACACUAGUUUAAUAUUUUUUUAACGUAUUAGUUUAACACUUUUUUUUUUUAUAGUGAUCAGAACCUCCAGGAGUCUAAAAACAUCUGACUGGCAGUGUAACAGGUGUUCAAAAUGUAUCACGUUACACAACAUAGAUAUAAGAAAACUAUUCUCAAACAGGACGUGAAUAAAAAAACCAUUCAUAUCCCAUGCUUUGCACUCGAGUUCGUGUACAGAAAUGUACAGAGACUCAGCAGCGAGUUCCUGCCAUUUUUAUAAACGAACUGAUGACGUUUAAAGCGCUUCAUUUCAAUGACACCAGUUUAAUGAACUUCAUAUUAAUGACGUGAAAAAUCAAAUCCAUAAAUGAAGACCAAGAAGACUAGUUAUUCAGUGAGGGCAAAAGUAAUGGCACCCUGUAAAAGGAGGAGGCGCUAGCGUGCGUCAGCGGUAGCCGAUGCACUGCGGUGGCCGAGCUGCAUUAUUGGAAGAUUUAACGCAGACAAUGCUUAGGAGGUGCUCUUUUACUGUUUAGUUGUCGUUUUGGGCUCUGAGCCGUUUUGGAGUUAUGUGGGCGUGGCUAAAUGUAACCAUGCCAUGAAUGCGUUUGGUAAUUUGCAGCUGACUGGCGUUUAUCAACGUCCGCACGUGAGUACGAAGCAAAUCAGCCAAACUUGUAAAUCUGGUGGGAAAUUUUUUUUUUUUAUAAACAUUAACACAAACUUUAACAAAAAAACAAACAAUAACCGAUUGUACGAGUUAAUAUAUUUUUGGCCGAACUCAAGUGAACAUGUCCAUCGUCCACCAGCGAGGUGUCUGUGUUUUCAUGUGUGUUUCACUACUGCUGCACAGAACCGGAGUAUUAUCAUUACAGUUCUGUACCUGGGGGGACCCUUCAGAACUGUAUUUUAAGAGCUGUAAUUUUGUCAGUAUGGGGAGUUGAUACCUGCAGAAUAAAUGAACAUGUGCCAUAACUGAAAUGUGACGUCUCUGCUGUAGCAGGUUGAGUUUCUGUCCCACGAUCCUCCCGUCUCAGUGCCUUCGGUUUGGACCAAAAUGUCAUGUUUCAGAAACUUUCAGAUGUUUUUAUGUAAUAUGAUUAUAUAUAUAUAUAAAGUGUGUAUGAUUUGUGUGUUGAGUAUGCGAGUUGUGUACCUGCUGUUGCAUACAGCAUGCUUUAUGAUGAAUUAGAUCACCUGGGUAUUUAUUAUGUGUGAGUGUGUCACUGUAUUUUUAUUUCCGUGCAGUAUUUUUAUUUUUUUUUACUGUGCUGUGUGUUAAACAUGCAGACGGUUGCCAGAUUGAGGCCCAGGUCAUCGUAAUGAGGGCAAACAGCUGGAUAAAAUCCAUAGUGUGCUGGGACAGUGACGAAAGAAAAGAUGGAAAUGCGAAGAAUAAACGUGCCAUGUUUGUUUCGGUUAAUCCUGCUGUUGUUUUUUAUUGAUAUCAUAUCAGAGAUCAGGUAAUAAAUGUUGUUUUUUUUUCUCUCUCUCUGAUCUGGAAAUAUCUGAUAUCUUUUACACAGGCAUUACAGACAGGGUUGCCAGAUAAUCUGCGUAUUUAUAGUUCCACUGGUGAGGGGUAAAUCGUCUAACUUGUUUAAUUCUGAAGCUUUUAAUCUGUAAUCUGGCAAUAUGUAUUAUCUUUUUUUUUCUUUUUUCUUCUUCGUUUUAUCACUGCUGUAUCUACAGUAUGUACGCAUCCUUGCUGGACGUAAAAUAAAAUAUAAAUUUAUUAAA